GCAUGAGGAAGGAAUGUAUCCACCAUCGCCUCUUCCUUCUUGAUUCAAUUACUUAUGUUGUUUAAGGAAGAACAGCAAGGAGGCAGUGACAAAAAAAAUGUUCGGAACUGCUGGUCUAAAGGAAUAUUAUCACUCCUACUGCUCCACGCGCCGCUGGGACAAACUCAAGAUUUAUAUCUGAAAUAAUUUUCUCUUUCUCUCUACCUUUUUUUGCGGUAUAUAGGAGAAAAAAUAUAAGAAAUCACAG
This is a messenger RNA of Nezara viridula (southern green stink bug), 247 nucleotides long. The record is from the annotation of a GenBank genome assembly. Lineage: Eukaryota; Metazoa; Arthropoda; Insecta; Hemiptera; Pentatomidae.